Messenger RNA from Trematomus bernacchii (emerald rockcod), 2219 nucleotides. It is a transcript of the gene nsmfb, whose product is annotated as NMDA receptor synaptonuclear signaling and neuronal migration factor b. Lineage: Eukaryota; Metazoa; Chordata; Actinopteri; Perciformes; Nototheniidae. Gene Ontology annotation, biological process: regulation of neuronal synaptic plasticity; positive regulation of neuron migration. Gene Ontology annotation, cellular component: nucleus; cytoplasm. The record is from RefSeq and is a predicted model, not a curated record.
CAGCGCGUCUCCACAGCCGGUGAAAUGAAGAUGCUCUGAACAUCUUCCUUCGCCUCUCCUCGGAUCCGCGAGCAGGUUUCUCUUUCUCCCCCGGUGUCCGCUCAGUCUGCGGAAUGCUCCGCGUUUUCUCUCCGGGGUCGUUUCCACUUCAGCAUGGGAACUUCGGUGUCCAAAAGGAAGAAUCUGAGGAGUGAUGCGAUAUCUUCCGUGGCCACAAAAGUUAGAGCCGCCAGAGCAUGAGAAUACCUGUCCAACACCCAUCCAGAGAACCACAACGGAGCAGAUCAUCUGUUGUCGGACACCUUCCCCAGCCAGGACUGCGAGUCUCCAGCCGUCAGCCGCCUACAUAACAACAAUCUGACACCUCAGAGCCACUGCCUACCCAAAGCCAAACCCAACCAGGGCGGACAAUCCAGUCCUAGCGCUCACCAUCAGCCUCAGGUCAACACCCUCCAAGCUCAAGCGCCUUCGUGCCACUCCAAACGUCGGCUCUCUACUGAACGCAGCCUCUCCACCGAGGAACCACCAGGUGCCAAAGGCCCGCAGAAGAGUGUGGUGGUGAAGCCAGCCAGGGUGUACACAAUCACCAGGGAAGGAGGGAUGACCCUGGGGGGCUGUGGCAGUGUGGAGAGCCUGGAGCUGGAGGUGCUGAAGGCCCCUGCCUCUGACAACCACAACCCGUCCUGCGCCAGCCAGCCCCCCCCCCCCCCACCGCCCGCGAGCCAUCACAGUAGUAGCUAUCACCGCAGCAACCACCACCAUGCUAGCCAGCAGCAUGGGGCAGCGUCAAUAUCACAGCCGCUGCAUAGCUCGGGGAGCACCAACAACAUCCGGGACUGGGGGAUGAGGAGAGGCGGGUCGCGGGACGACACCGCAGACUGCGUUGCCUGUAUUCGGGCUCCGUGUCAGAGCCAGCGCUCUCUUGACCUGGAUAACUCACCGAGGGAUGGAGGGAAGUCCCGCAAGAAACUGGAGAGGAUGUACAGCGAGGACACCUCCACAGAGGACCGGGAGGAACAUCCUAAUAGCUGGUUCCCCAAAGAGAACAUGUUCAGCUUUCAGACAGCCACCACCACCAUGCAGGCAAUAUCGGCUUUCCGAGGCAUUGCUGAGAGAAAGAGGCGGAAAAGAGAGCAGGAGGCAGCCAGCGUGAUGGAGAGAAACUUCCGCAAACAACUUAGGAUGGUGGGCAGCCGCAGGGUGAAGGCUCAGACCUAUGCCGACCGCCGGGCCCGGAGUUUCAGCCGCUCGUGGAGUGACCCCACCCCGGUCAAGCCUGAGUCCCUGCAUGACUCCAGAGACAGUGGGGAGCUUCAGACCUCCACAGGGACACUAGAUGAAGGGCUGGACGAGUAUGCCGACUGGGAGGAGGAGAGGGAGUUGGAGAGAGUGGCCUGUGAGGGAGAGGACUUCAUACCACCUAAAAUCAUGCUGAUAUCCUCCAAGGUCCCGAAGGCUGAAUAUGUUCCCAACAUUAUUCGUAGGGCCGACCCCUCCAUCAUCCCCAUUCUUUAUGACCAUGAACAUGCCACGUUUGAUGAUAUCCUCGAGGAGAUAGAGAAGAAGCUGACUGCCUACAGAAAAGGCUGUAAAAUCUGGAACAUGCUCAUUUUCUGCCAGGGAGGUCCGGGACAUCUGUACCUGCUGAAGAACAAAGUGGCCACCUUUGCAAAGGUGGAGAAGGAAGAAGACAUGAUCCAAUUCUGGCGGCGGCUCAGCAGGCUGAUGAGUAAACUGAACCCCAAGCCCAACCUCGUGCACAUCAUGGGCUGCUACGUGCUGGGCAGCGCUAACGGAGAAAAGCUGAUUCAGACUCUUAAGAGGCUGAUGAGACCGGCUGUAGUGGAUUUCAAGUCCCCACUGGAGCUGUCUGCAGAGGGCAAAGAGAUGAUCGAGAUGUACUUUGACUUCCGUCUGUUCCGCCUGUGGAAAAGCCGCCAGCACUCCAAGCUGCUGGACUACGAAGACCUCUUGUGAUUUGAUCCACGUUGCGUUGGCUUGUUGGCCGGUUAUCUCCCUUGUGAGCCUGCUGAAGGGCUGAGGCCUGAGAGGUUCUGUGCACAGCUGGAGCAGCCGCACAGCUGGAUAUUUUUCCCUCUGGAGCGACAGGGUGGCUCUGUAGAUUCAGCCCAGCAGUGUACUUUUUCUCCCUUACCGAUUUUCACUUUCUGCCUAUCUCUCAGAGAAAAGAGAAAGAGGGGGACAAGAAAAAGGAGGAG